CGGGCUGCGCAAACACUGGAGGUCAAGGAUUGUGCUUUGCCCGCCCCGCCGGGGAUAAAGGGGCGCCGGGCGCAGGGAGGCGGCGCAGAAGCGGGUCGUUCUGUCGCUGCUCCACGCUGCAGUCCUGGGAAGAUGAGGCUCGCGGUGCGCACCCUGCUGGCCUGCGCGGUCCUGGGGCUUUGUCUGGCUGUCCCCGAUAAAACUGUGAGGUGGUGCACCAUCUCAAAUCAUGAGGCCAGUAAGUGCUCCAGUUUCCGUGACAGUAUGGAAAAAAUCCUACCUGAGGCUGGCCCUCAUGUCACCUGUGUGAAGAGAACCUCCUACCUUGAGUGCAUCAAGGCCAUCAUGGCAAAUGAAGCUGAUGCUGUGACACUGGAUGCAGGUUUGGUGUAUGAGGCUGGCCUGGCUCCCUACAACCUGAAGCCAGUAGUGGCAGAGUUCUAUGCAAAAGAAAAUCCACAAACCCGCUAUUAUGCUGUGGCCGUGGUGAAGAAGGGCAGCGGCUUCCAGCUGAACCAGCUUCAAGGCAAGAAGUCCUGCCACACAGGCCUGGGCAGGUCCGCUGGGUGGAACAUCCCCAUGGGCGUACUUUAUUGGGACUUGCCUGAGCCACAGGAAAAUCUUCAGAAAGCAGCGUCCAACUUCUUCGCGGGCAGCUGUGUUCCCUGUGCGGAUCGGACAGCCUUCCCCAAACUGUGUCAACUGUGUGCGGGGAAAGGGACAGACAAGUGUGCCUGCUCCAACCACGAACCGUACUUUGGCUACUCGGGUGCCUUCAAGUGUCUGCAGGAUGAUGUUGGGGAUGUGGCCUUCGUCAAGCACUUGACGGUAUUGGAUGACCUGACACAGAAGGCUGAGAGGGACCAGUAUGAGCUGCUCUGCCAGGACAACACCCGAAAGCCAGUGGACAGAUAUGAGGACUGCAACCUGGCCCAGGUUCCUUCUCAUGCUGUUGUGGCCCGAAGUGUGGGUGGCAAAGAGGAUUUGAUCUGGGAGCUUCUCAACCAGGCCCAGGAACAUUAUGGCAAAGAUAAAUCUGAAGGCUUCCAGCUCUUCAGCUCCCCUCAUGGCAAGGACCUGCUGUUUAAGGACUCUGCCCAGGGGUUUUUAAAGAUUCCCCCUAAGAUGGACUCCUGGAUGUACCUUGGAUUUCAGUAUGUCACUGCUCUUAGGAAUCUUAGAGAAGAGACACACCGAGAUACCGCAAAGAAUGUAUGCAAGAAGGUGAAGUGGUGUGCAAUAGGCCACAUGGAGAGGGUCAAGUGUGAUGAGUGGAGCAUAAACAGUGACGGGAGUAUAGAGUGUGAAACAGCAGAGACCACCGAGGACUGCAUUGCCAAGAUCAUGAAAGGAGAAGCUGAUGCCAUGAGCUUGGAUGGAGGCUUCAUCUACAUAGCGGGAAAGUGUGGUCUGGUUCCAGUCUUAGCAGAGAACUACAAAACUAACAACUCUGAUUGUAAAAACACACCAGAAAAAGGGUAUUUCGCUGUGGCUGUGGUUAAGUCAUCAUCAUCAGAUGACCUCACCUGGAACACUCUGGAAGGCAAGAAGUCCUGUCACACCGCGGUAGAUAGAACCGCGGGUUGGAAUAUCCCCAUGGGCUUGCUCUAUAGCAAGAUCAACCACUGUGAAUUCGAUAAAAUUUUCAGUCAAGGCUGUGCCCCGGGGUAUGAUCGCAGUUCCAAUCUCUGUGCUCUGUGUAUUGGCUCAGCAAGUGGUCCAGGAAAGGAGUGUGAACCCAACAACAACGAGAGAUAUUAUGGCUACACGGGGGCUCUCAGGUGCCUGGUCGAGAAAGGAGACGUGGCCUUUGUGAAAGACCAGACUGUCUUCCAGAACACUGGGGGAAAAAACAGAGAAGAUUGGGCUAAGACUCUACCGCAGGACUACUUUCAGCUGCUGUGCCUCGAUGGCACCAGGAAGCCUGUGACUGAAGCAGCGACCUGCCACCUAGCCCGAGCUCCAAAUCAUGCUGUGGUCUCAAGAGAAGAUAAGGCAGACUGCGUUAGGCAGAUAUUACUUGAACAGCAGCUCCAGUAUGGAAAAAAUGGAAGUACAUGCUCCGGCAACUUUUGUUUGUUCCAAUCUCAAACAAAGGACCUCCUGUUCAGGGACGAUACAUUAUGUUUGGCUGAACUUCCGGACAAAGUAACGUAUGAAUCCUAUUUAGGAGCGGAGUAUGUCACAGCUGUGGGUAACCUGAGACAAUGUUCAACUUCAAAACUCCUGGAAGCCUGCACCUUCCACAGAGCUUAAAAUCCAAGAGGGGGGUCCACCACCAGGUGAAGAUGGGAGCUCAUGUGACCCACAAACUUCCCCCGGUCUCACUGGCCUGAGUGGUUUGGCUGCCUUCAUGUUCAAUGUUGCCACCUGUGCAGGAAAUAAAAUAAAAAUUAUUAUUGGUUUUA
Messenger RNA from Pteropus alecto (black flying fox), 2408 nucleotides. Its product is annotated as serotransferrin. The record is from RefSeq and is a predicted model, not a curated record. Lineage: Eukaryota; Metazoa; Chordata; Mammalia; Chiroptera; Pteropodidae. Gene Ontology annotation, biological process: antibacterial humoral response; intracellular iron ion homeostasis; iron ion transport. Gene Ontology annotation, cellular component: extracellular region; plasma membrane; recycling endosome. The transcript has 17 exons. Gene Ontology annotation, molecular function: ferric iron binding.